AGAGAGAGAGAGAUAGAGAGAGAAAACGCCGCUCGUGUUUUAAUUCUCUUUUUUAUUUUUUUCUCCUCUUUCACUAGUAUCUUUCUGUAACGGACAUUCAGAAAUGGUGGAUGGGGCUCAGCCGGCGGACGCCGUGAUGUCGGAUGCGGAGCCACAACCGCCGCCUCCGGCAGAUCACAUACCUGCGGUUCUUAGCCACGGCGGACGAUUCAUUCAAUAUAACAUAUUCGGCAACAUCUUCGAGGUCACCUCCAAAUACAAACCCCCAAUCAUGCCCAUCGGAAAAGGCGCAUACGGCAUCGUUUGCUCGGCUCUGAAUUCCGAGACGAAUGAGCAUGUGGCGUUGAAAAAGAUAGCGAAUGCUUUUGAUAAUAAAAUCGAUGCGAAGAGGACUCUGCGUGAGAUCAAGCUUUUGCGUCACAUGGAUCAUGAAAAUGUUGUCGCAAUCAGAGAUAUAAUUCCACCUCCGCAAAGGGGAGCGUUUAAUGAUGUUUACAUAGCUUAUGAGCUUAUGGAUACUGAUCUUCAUCAAAUUAUCCGUUCUAACCAAGCUCUGUCAGAGGAGCACUGCCAGUAUUUCUUGUAUCAGAUCCUCCGAGGGUUAAAAUACAUACAUUCGGCCAGUGUUCUGCAUAGGGACUUAAAACCUAGCAAUCUUCUCCUGAAUGCAAAUUGUGACCUAAAGAUAUGUGAUUUCGGAUUGGCACGAGUCACGUCUGAAACUGACUUUAUGACAGAAUAUGUUGUUACAAGGUGGUAUCGGCCACCCGAACUUUUGUUAAACUCAUCUGAUUACAGUGCCGCUAUUGAUAUAUGGUCAGUGGGGUGCAUUUUCAUGGAACUGAUGGACCGGAAGCCAUUGUUUCCGGGUAGAGAUCAUGUGCACCAGUUACGUCUGCUUAUGGAGCUAAUUGGCACCCCCUCAGAGGCUGAGCUAGGUUUUCUGAAUGACAACGCAAAAAGAUACAUCCGACAACUUCCUCCUUAUCGCCGACAAUCAUUCAUCGAAAAGUUCCCUCAUGUUCACCCUCUUGCUAUUGAUCUCGUUGAGAAGAUGCUCACUUUCGAUCCUAGGCUGAGGAUUACAGUGGAAGGUGCAUUGGCUCAUCCGUACCUGAACUCACUCCAUGACAUCAGCGACGAGCCUGUCUGUACGAGCCCGUUUAACUUUGACUUUGAGCAGCAGGCACUGACUGAAGAACAGAUGAAGGAUCUGAUUUACCUAGAGUCUCUUGCUUUCAAUCCAGAAUAUCAGCCCAUGUGAAGUGUUCGUAGCUCCCGAUUUCCGAUAAUGCUAAUGUGGUACUCAGGUUGUAUGUAAUCCCGAUUGAUGAUUGCAUGUAUAUUAAUUUAUUUAAGUCAUAAAAACUAGAUUUCGACAUUAUAUUUUUUCUUUUUUUGUUAGAACCUGCAUCUGCACUCUGUGGCCAGGUAUUGGGUGGUGUGUGCUAACUAGGUCGAGGAAUAAACUCGAUAUGUGGCUUGCCUUGUAUUUUCCCUAGUGAAUUUUAAUACUAUACAUUUUCUGAUAAAUCGAAAAUCAUAGACUAACACCCGA
Erythranthe guttata (spotted monkey flower) is the source of this 1558-nucleotide messenger RNA. Its product is annotated as mitogen-activated protein kinase homolog MMK1. The record is from RefSeq and is a predicted model, not a curated record. Gene Ontology annotation, molecular function: ATP binding; MAP kinase activity. NCBI's taxonomy places the organism in Eukaryota, Viridiplantae, Streptophyta, Magnoliopsida, Lamiales, Phrymaceae. Gene Ontology annotation, biological process: protein phosphorylation.